Sinocyclocheilus rhinocerous is the source of this 1470-nucleotide messenger RNA. RefSeq names its product diacylglycerol kinase kappa-like. The record is from RefSeq and is a predicted model, not a curated record. The transcript is spliced from 2 exons. Lineage: Eukaryota; Metazoa; Chordata; Actinopteri; Cypriniformes; Cyprinidae. The coding region runs from base 325 to 867 and encodes 180 amino acids.
UUUCCUGUCCUUGUUUAGUUUAAUUAUGAUUCCUUUCAGCUGUGUUCUAUUAAUUACCCUAGUAUUUAAGUUCCUGCCUGUUCAGUUCCCCUUUGGUCUGGUCUAGUCGUUACGUUCCUUGUGUCUCAGCCCUGCCUUGUCUUGCCUCUGUAGGGAUGGAUUAAAGCCUGUUUAUUUGAGUUAUUCCUCGUCUCCGUGUUGUUCCUCCCCGCUGUGUGCACUGUGACAGAAGACCAGACCCAAAAACAGUGAGCGGCGCCCAUUAGCCCAUUAUCCCCAUUUUGUUUUCCGUUUGUGAAAGUUUUUUAGUUUUUCCCCCGCGGCAUGGAAGUCGCUGCUCGUCUUUCCGCCCUAGCCCGCAGAGAUUUAUCGUGGGAGUUCGGCGGGAUCUCCGGGAGCACUGCGAGUCCGCCGGCCGCUCAUCAGUCAAGUUCGCCGGCCGCGGCUCUCUCCAGUCCACCGGCUGCGGCUCACUCAAGCCUGCCGGCCGCUACGAAGUCAAGUUUGCCGGCCGUUCCAGAGUCAAGUUUGCGGGCUGCAGCUCGCCCAAGCCCGCCGGCCGCGGCUCACUUCCAGCCCCCUGAGCUCGCUCCUGUGGCGGCUCCAGCCCCUGAGUGCGCUCCAAUGUCAGCUCAAUCCCAUGAAGCCAUGUUUGCAAGUCUUGUCUUGUCCAUAGAGACCCUUCGAAAGCUGGCGACUUCUCUUGUCAUGGCCACGGAGGCCAUUCCCAAGCCGCUUGUGUCUCCAGGUGCCUUUAUGGAGGCGGUUCCUGAGUUUAACCCUGAGAGGGCCCCUGACUCCACGUCCAGCCCAAGGAGGGCUGUUGUGCUCCUGUCAUGCCCAGAGGGCCUCAGAUUCCGAGUCUAGCCCAGAGUGGGCUCCAGUUCCUGAGUUUAGCCCCGAGAGGGCUCCGGUCUCCACGUCAAGCCCAGGGAGAGCUGCUGUCCCCCAUCAGGCCCAGAGAGGGCCUCAGUCCCCGACUCUAGCCCAAGGAGGGCUCCUGUUCCCGAGUUUAGCCCAAUGAGGGCUCCUGUUCCCGAGUUUAGCCCAAGGAGGGCUCCAGUCCCCGGAUCCAGCCCAGAGAGAGCUGCUGUUCCCUCGUCCAGCCCAGGCAGGGCCUCUAGACCCAAGUUUCUCCCUAAGGAUUUUUUUGGGGGGGGCUAUAUGGCUCGGGCCGUAGAGGCCGGGCCGAAGGAUGAGGUCAAGGCCACGGAGGCCGCCCUGCCAUGGCUUCCUGUGCUCCCUGCUCCGCCAUGGCCUCCUGUGCUCCCUGCUCUGCCAUGGCACCCCGAACUGCCUGAUCCGCCGUUGGAUCUUAGGAGGCGCGUGGAUGCGCCUUCAGGGGAGGGGGGUAAUGUCAGUCUUGUGUUUCCCCUCCCUCUUAUGCCCAUAUUUGGUCAUUUUCCUGUCUUUGUUUAGUUUAAUUAUGAUUCCGUUCAGCUGUGUUCUAUUAAUUACCCUUGUAUUUAA